AUGUGGUGGCUAGAUCCAGGCAAAGAAGUCCUGAAUGUUGUGUUCAACCGCAUUUUGGCCCCAUACGUCGAGAAUCUGGAUAUGAACCAAGUGAAUUAUGGUAUCGGACAAGGCCAAGUGACGCUGAAGAAGUUGCGUCUGAAGAAGGGGGCACUAGAUAAAUUUCGUCUCCCUGUGGAUGUUAUCGAAGGACAUUUGGGAAAAUUCACUCUUUCCUUACACUGGCGAAACCUUGGCAAUCAGCCUGUCGAGCUAUUAAUCGAAGAUGUCUAUCUUCUUGUUGUCCCCUCUCCUCAGGGAGACAGCAACUUGGAAGAGGACGAGCAUCGGACGCAGGAGGCUAAGAUGGAACGCCUUGAGAAUGCAGAGUUGCUUCACAUACAGAAUCAACCUGACCCUGUGGAAGGCGAUACACAGCAGCAAGGGCUCCUUGCGUCUCUCAUUGCCAAGAUAGUGAAUAACCUUCAAGUCACGAUCAAAAACAUUCACGUUCGCUAUGAGGAUAAGCUGAGUGUUCCAGGGCACCCGUUCGCGGCUGGAAUAACUUUGGCGGGAUUCUCGGCGUUCUCAGUUGAUGAGAACUGGAUCCCUGCCUUCAUCGAGAGUUCGGCAGGAACUAUCCACAAGCUAGCCAAGUUGCAGUCAUUAGCAGUAUACUUCGACACAGAUGCAGAGAGCAUGGCAGGUCUACCUUACGCAGACGCUGUGAGAAGGUUUACUGCAAUGAUCGCCAGCGAGGAACACGCACAGGACCAUCAGUUUGUGUUGAAACCUGUCACCGGAGAAGGACGGAUUGUCAUGCAUAAACAACUAAACAAAGACACUCCUCGGUUCGACGUCCAGCUUCUAUUUGAUGAGAUCGGAGUUCUCUUGGAUGACAACCAGUAUCGAGAUGCGAUUUCUCUAGUCGAUAUGUAUCAUUUCUAUGCGCGGCAACACCAGUACAAGCGAUACAAGCCGAGGCAAGAGGAUCUUGAAGACAACCGCCCGCGCGCUCUUCUCCAAUUUGCUGGUAACGCCAUCUUAGAUGGGGUACGCGAGCGACAUCGCAAGUGGACAUGGGCCUACUUCAUGGAGCGUCGUGAUGAUCGACAUCGCUACGUUGAGCUAUUCAAGAAGAAGCAGUUGAAUGCUAUUACCAUCCAGGACGUCGCCAUGUUCGACUCUCUGGAAAAGAAGCUGUCAUAUGAAGACAUCCGGUUUUAUAGGUCGAUCGCUCGGUCGGAACUCAGAAAGGAUAUAGCACUGCGCAAGAAAUUGGAAGAAGAAAAGCAAAAGCAACAAGCUCAGUCGUCGUCUUCUUGGUCAAGCUGGAUAUGGGGUUCGUCUACGUCUUCAGAGACUUCAAACGAGGAGCCCACUUUCACUGGAACAAUGACCGACGAACAACGGAAGGAAUUGUACGAUGUUCUUGACUAUGAUGAGAAGACUGCCCUUGUCGAAUCGUUUGAAGCCCCGAGGGAUGCGCUUAAAAUGCGCAUUGUUACGCAGCUGAAGAAGGGCUCUUUUACGUUGAUGACAGAUCCUCACGGUAUUGCUGUCGAGGUUAUUUCGGUCGUCUUCGACAAAUUCCAGGCCAACUUUCUGCAGCGUAGGGACAACUUCGAGGUCGCUACGUCGUUGGGUGGGCUACGUGUUUUUGAUGGCACGACAAAGGAUACCCUGUACCCGCAAAUCGUGCACGUCAAAUCCGAACUGGCGGGAAACAUCAGUGAUGUCGACAAUGACGAUGAUAACGCUGACCCUUUCUUCUUUGUCAAAUUCGAGAAUAAUCCUUUGGACGAGCGGGCGGAUACAGCCCUGACGGUGCGAAUGCGGCACAUGGAGAUCAUCUACCACAAGGGUUAUGUCGAGGCAGUCUACAAAUUUUUCAAGCCACCAGCAAGUCAGCUAGAAUCAGUUGAAGCUCUACUGAAUGUCGCGAGUGAAACAAUUGAAGGUCUUCGCAAGGAAACGCGUGCGGGACUGGAGUACGCCUUACAGACACACAAGACGAUCGACCUUGUUGUGGAUAUGAAUGCGCCCAUCAUCAUUAUACCAGAAAGCAUCACGACUAAUAUAUGCAAGCAUCUGCUCAUCGAUGCAGGACAUAUAUCCAUUGGAAGCGAGCUCGCUGACAAGCAGGCUAUUCGUCAAAUUCAUCUGAAGCGCAAUCAACAGUAUACGGACGACGACUACAAGAACUUGGAAUCAUUGAUGUAUGACAAGCUUUCUUUAAAGCUCGAAGCCGCCCAGUUCGUCUUGGGCGACGACUUGCAAUCGUGCCGAGAUGCUCUCGCUUCUGAUGGUGACACGUCACUCCACUUACUUGAACGUAUCAACGUCGAUUUGCAAGUGCAAAUUUCAAUCAUACCAAGCGCUGUGAAUCUCGCUCGAAUCAAAGUCUCUGGAAAUCUGCCUACGCUGCAGUUAAAUUUCUCCGAUUCUAAGUAUAAAUCUAUUUUGCGCCUGAUUGAUGUGACCAUACCAAAGUUUGGUGAUGAAACUCCAAAUACCAUCCCUUCACCUGCAACGGGAGCCUAUCGAUUGCCGAGAUUGUUUGUCGGCCCUGAUAAGGAGUACAAUAUUGAGGACGAUGGUGAUGAGGAAAGUAGCCGAGACGAAUUCCUUGAAGCUGAAGACAGUGGUGGGGAGCGAUCAUUCGAGUUUAAUUUCCAGGUCGACACCCUACGUGCUUCGAUAUCAAAGUCGCAAGCAGAACGAGGGGAGAAGCCUCUGGGUUCUGUCUCCUUUGAUCGCUUUGCGCUAUCAUUUGCUUUGGCGAAAUACGACAUGGUCGUGGAUGUCAGACUAGGGUCCUUAUCUAUGACUCUCGAGCAAUCAAUAGCUCAAUCCAUGGACAUCCUUUCGUCUGUCGGGGAUUACGAUGACAACAAAGACCUCCUCACCGUCAAGUAUACUCGUGUGCAGAAGGAGUCACCCGAAUAUUUUUCUACUUAUGAAGGGGUUGAUCAGAAUGUUGACAUCAAAAUUUCUACCGUGGUCUUUCGUGCCGCGCCAGAACCCGUGAUCCAAUUGUACAACUUCAUAAUGACGACCUUCGUUCCCCAGUCGGCAGACCAGUCCACUGUUCAAGAGCUCGAACCGAGCUCUCGUGAUGUCUCCUCAACUCCAGGUGACACAGGAAAAAUCCGUGUCGUGGUCAAUCUCGCAAGUGUGAAAGUCAUCCUCAUCAAUGCAUCUGAAAGGCUCGCAACUCUGUCACUUUCUACGGCAGAUGCGCUUGUCUUCCUGCAUUCCAAUACCAUGAAGGUUGAUGUCCAUCUAGGCAGCCUUUCGUUGAGCGACGAUUCUCCUCAGACGACAGCCUCUCCUGAGUUCAAACAAAUCAUGUCGAUAGAGGGAAAGAACCUCGCACAGUUCAUGUACCAGACUUACGAUCCAAAUGACAAGGAAACAUACAAGGGGAUCAAAUCAUCUAUACACCUCGCUGCAGCUUCCGUCAAGCUUCAUUAUCUGGAGCAACCUCUGCACGACAUUUAUUUAUUUCUCUCGAAGCUUGCAAAAUUGAAAGGUCUUUACGAUGCUGCUACUCAAGUUGCAGCUCAGAGGGCCUCCGAGAUCGAGCGCAUGCAAUUUGAUAUCUCCGUCGACUCCCCUAUCAUCGUCUUCCCUUCCAAUGUGGCCACCUCUCGUGACGUUCUCAUUAUGCGUUUAGGUGGUAUGUCUGCUCGUAACGGUUACGAAGGCGAGGUCCACAAAAUCGAUGCCAGUCUUCGUGGAAUACAACUCGUUUCCACCAUCUUCUACGACAACAAGCCAUCGAUUCUGAAGAUGAUUGACGAUAUCGAAGUAGUUGCCGAGGUUGUUCAAGCGGGUGGUGCCGAGAAAAAUGACAUCAACAAUCGUCCUGAUACACAGAUCAAAAUCAUGGUUUCAGACAUCAAGCUAUAUCUUACGCAGGUACAAUACGGUAUGAUCAUUGGAUUGUCUCAAUCGAUCCCGAAGAUCCUGGUUGGAGCUCCGGAGGGGGAGGCUCAAGCAGACCAAGCAGAGGUUUCUGUGGCUUCCUCAAAACCCGGUGCAAUCGACCAGAAUCAAUUGGGCCAUCAGUCUAGUGUUAAACUGCGUCCUGAGCUUGGCCAUGCCACGCCGGAAGACGAGCGGAUCAAGAUUUCUGUGGAUCUUGCACUUUCCGUUCACUCUAUCAAGCUUCACCUGUACGACCAGCAAGCAACGACGGAUUUGAACCUGAAGGAGCACGGAGUAGCUCGAUUUGCACUCACCGGUAACACGCUCAAGUUCAAAGUAUUCUCUGACGAAGCUACCGAGGCUCAAGUAGUGCUUAAAUCUUUCACAAUGAGCAAUACGCGGCCUGGCAACUCCAAAUUCAGAGACAUCAUCCCCGCCGCCCAUCAUGAUCGAAACCAAUUCAUGAUUCUCUACACGACUUCUGGUGGCUCGGAAGGAUCUUCUCUCGCGAUUUUGACCGUCGACUCCCCCAAUAUCAUCUUUACCCUUGAUCUUGUAUUUGCUCUCCUGGAAUUCUUCACUAGUGCCUUCCCCACUUCCCAGCCAACCGACACAUAUUCGAACGUUGAGAGGCAAGGCACCGCAAUGACAGUUGAUCAUGGUAACACCUCACGUUUAGACUUCAGACUGGACCUUCAUAAUGUUUCGAUCAGCUUGCUUGAAAAUGAAGUUGAUGCAGAUUCUCAAGCGAUUCGGCUUUCUGUGGCUCAAGUUCUUGUCUCUCAACAGGGGAUUCUGGCUCUCUCAGUUGUCCGUCUGGGCAUGUCUUUGACAAAAAUGCCGAGGGGCUCCGACGAAGUCAGAUUUUUGGACGAAGUUGACUUCACAGUCUCUCUGGAUAGCCGAUCAUCAUCAUCGCAUCAAACGACGAGCAUUGAGGUUGCUUCAAAGCCGAUAAUUCUCCGCGCGUCAUAUCGAGACAUCCAGCUCAUUCUGACGAUCUGCAAUAAGGCUAUGGCAGCAUAUAGACAGCUCAGUAGGCCUAAUACGUCGUCGAACUCUCUUCAAUCGAGACCUGCAGGGCGCAAUACUUCGGUCCCAUCUAAGUCCGAGCACACGCAUCACAGCACAACUGCGAUGAAGUCAUCAAGACAACAGGCCCUUGGUUUAGCCCGUGUACUGGUGUCCAAAGAACAGCUCCGAGUAUCAUUUGACGGAUUCCGCUUGAUUUUGAUUGGAGAUAUGCACGAACAGCCUAUGAUCCACAUCAAAGUCAAGUCGUGUACUGCUGUAGUAAAUGACUGGUCGGGAGAGCUCAAUGCAUCCGCGACAAUGGCUACUCAGAUCAGCCAUUGGAACCUCACAAACUCGCAUUGGGAGCCAUUGAUUGAUCCAUGGACUUUCAAUGCUUCGGUCUCGAAAGAUCAUCCAACAAGUGCCUUGACGACUUCUCUCUCUGCCAAAGAAAAGCUCAAUCUUAAUCUUAGUACAACUUUCAUGGAGCUUGCAAUUGACAUGUUGAACACCUGGAGGAAAGAAGGUGAGCGCGUUUUGGCGAGAGCUCGAGGUAGCUACGCGCCAUAUAAGAUCCGUAACUACACGGGUACGGUGCUCCACAUCUGGUCGGAUACUGAUGGCAGCAAUGAGCAUCGGGAUUCAACUGCAGUCAAGAUCAUCAAUGGCCAAACGAUUGAUUGGAGAUUUGACGAUUGGCGAACUAUACGAGAACAUACCUCCUCUGCCGGCCAGAGUAGUAUCGGAGUGUAUUUCGAGGGCCAACCGUGGGAACGCCUUCGAAGUAUCCCUGUAGACAGAGAAGGAGAGUACUCAUUCUCGCUACGCCCACGCAUUGAAAAGUUGUAUAAUCGGCUGCUCUGCGAAGUCAAAGUCGAAGCCAACGUGAAGAUUGUCACCCUCCGAUCGACAUAUAAAGUACACAAUCAUACCCUAUAUCCGUUGGAGCUCACACUUGUUGACGAGCUGGGCCAUACCACGCGAGCAGUGGAGAAGAUAGUUCCUGGUCACAGCUUUUCUUUACCUAUCGACUCAAUCGGUAAAACCAAGAUCAGAAUUCAACCCGACCAGGGUUUCGGAUACAAGUGGUGUCCGGCCAUUCGCUGGGAGGACCUCAUUGCUCGCCAGACAUUCACUCUGAGGUGCCCUCAUACCGACGAGUCGGAAGCUGCCUUCCGAUUCCACGCUUUCGUUCAAACAGAUGCCGGCAAUGCGGCCACGCGAAAAUACCCCAAAAUCGAUCUACAGCUCCGGGCACCCAUUGAGUUGGAAAAUCUCUUACCUUAUAACCUGCAGUAUAGGAUUUACGACAAAGAUACGGAUCAAAACUGGAGAAGUUAUCUACGAAAAGGGGGCAUCAUGCCUGUCCAUUCUGUUGAAUUGGGGCAUCUUGUCCUUCUCAAUAUCGAAGUACAAGACACUGUGUUCAAGCCAAGUGACUUCUGUAUUAUAAAUACCGACGGCCAUUCUGAUUUUGACAUUGAGAAUCGGCUUACCCUUCAAGAUGUGUCUGGUCGUAAGCUGGAUCUCAAACUGAACUAUAUACGGUACCCCGAGGCUGGCGGGGCCUUCAAAGUACAGAUCUAUAGUCCUUACAUUGUCGUGAAUAAGUUGGGUAUACCAUUCUCCGUUAAGUCGAUCCGAUCCAGCCGAACGGGUGCUCCACAAGAUGUCGCUGGAGAUACUCAUCCCGUGUUAUCUCAUCUAAAUGAUUCUGGCAACGAAUUCAUCUUCAAAGUUGGGGACUCUUCGUGGUCAAAGGUGAUCAAUCUAGAAGCACCUGCUGCAGAUACUGCGCUGGCUAUUGCCUCCCAAUCGCAAAAGUCUGAGGAGCUUCAUGUUGGAUUUUCGUGGACAGAGGGAUUGGGCAAAUACAAGUUGUCGAAAGUCAUCACCCUCUCACCACGCUAUUUGAUCAGGAAUAAUCUUCAGGAAGCCAUAUGUUACCGAGAACAUGGUGUAGCUCCUCGUGGUCGAUCGACAUUAGAACCAGGCGAACGAAUUGCAUUCCAUUCUUUAAGAUCAGGCCAUCCGGGAUUCCUCACGGUCGCAUUCCCCGGUUUGAAUACUCAAUGGUCUCCACCCAUCAGUAUGGAAGAUAUUGGCUCUGUACAUUUCCGCCUAAAAAAACCAGGCGACAAUGGCUCAACCCAUCUGAUUCGUGCGGAUGUUCAGAUGGAUGGUUCUACUAUUUUCGUCUUCAUUCACCUUGCCGACGACGACUGGCCAUUUUUGAUUGAGAACGACAGUUCCUUUGCAAUAUCCUUUUGGCAGAUGUACAAUCUCCCAGAGCAUAGCCUCACCCAAUAUGCCUGGGACUUCCCCGCGGCCAGAGACAAGAGGAUAUUACUCACCAUCAACGAUGCUAGACGUGCAGUUGAUAUCAUGGAAAUAGGCGACCUUAUACCGUUCAGGUUUCCUAAGGGACAAGGCACAGGGAUCGUCUCUAUCGAUGUCCGGGCAUCUGGGAAGAAACAGGUUCUACGAAUCUCGAAUUAUGUUCAGGAAACCAGCCUGUAUCGACCUACUUUCCGCAGCAGCAGCAGCAGCAGCUCGACCCUACGUUCAGACACAUUGUCUGGUAGCAAUGAGGCCUUCGAAGCCGUCACCGAGGAGAUCCAACCAACCCUGAUUUUCAAUGUAGACUUUGAAGGGAUAGGUGUUUCCCUCAUCAAUAGAAGGGUUGUUGAAGUGAUCUACUUAUCCUUGGAGAGGUUGAAAUUCGAGUACUCCACCAGUGCAAUCGCCCAGGCAGUGAAUCUGUCAUGUGGUAGCCUUCAAAUUGACAAUCAAUUGCAUGAUACCAUUUUCCCUGUGAUCCUACAGCCGACACCCAUCGCAAAGGAGACGAGCGAUGUCGCAGCUUUACCGACCGUCCAAGCCUCCGUGAUCUGGCUGAAUGACCAAGAGCACGGAGUUCUUUUCAUCAAGUACUGCUCCAUUUUAUUGCAGGCAUUGACCAUCGAAGCAGACGAAGACCUGUUAUUUGCUGUAUACGACUUGAGUCAAAUCAAAGGUGCUUCUUGGGAAGAAGGUCAACAAGACGUUCUCAUCGAACAUCCAGAAGAUAUCCCUGAACCCCAGGCAAUGAUCAGUGGUCAAGAUCUUUACUUCGAAGUUCUGGAGCUGCAACCUAUCAGAUUAUCUUUGUCCUUCAUGCGCACAGAGCGGGUCAGCGGAGAAGACAAGCUGAGCAUCCGGAAUCCCUUGGCACUGAUCGUCAACGCGUUGACCAUGGCCGUUGGAAACGUCAACGAUGCCCCACUCGAGAUGAACGCCCUCGCAAUCAAAGACAUGCGACUCACGCUGCCAGACCUUCAAGCUCGAAUGACUUACCACUACCGACAAGAAGUCUUGCGGCAGCUAUAUCGGAUCCUCGGGUCCGCUGACUUCAUCGGGAACCCCGUCGGACUGUUCACGAAUGUCAGCUCCGGCGUGGCAGACAUCUUCUAUGAGCCUUUCAAUGGCGUCGUCAUGCAUGGAAACCGCGAACUGGGCAUCGGGAUCGCCAAGGGUGCAGCCAGUUUCGUGAAGAAGACCGUGUUCGGUGUGACUGAUAGUAUGACCAAGGUGACCAGCAGCAUCGGAAAAGGUCUUUCGGCCGCCACCCUUGACUCCGAAUAUCAGAAGCGACGCAGGAUCACACAGAGACGAAACAGGCCGCGGCAUGCCAUUUAUGGCGUGACUGCAGGAGCGGAGGCAUUCGCCAGCAGCAUCGCGAGCGGUGUGGAGGGCGUAGUUAUGAAGCCGAUUGAAGGGGCCGAAAGUGAGGGGGCGCUCGGGUUCUUCAAGGGGGUGGGUAAAGGCUUGGUCGGUGCUGUCACCAAACCCGUCGUCGGAGUGUUUGACCUGGCGUCCAACCUCACCGAAGGUGUCCGCAACACCACCAUGGUCUUUGAUAAUCCCGCCCGAGAGCGCGUUCGCUUGCCCCGUCACAUCCCAGCGGAUGCUGUCCUCGCGCCUUAUUCCGAGCGGGAAGCGCUGGGCCAGUUCUGGAUGAAAGACCUCGAGCAAGGCCGGUAUCGGCAGGAAUCCUACGUGGCUCACAUCAACGUGCAGGGCAGCGACGCCGUCGUGCUGCUCACCGCCGCGCGCGUCAUCUCCUUCUCCUCGAAGCGGCUCCGGCUGGAGUGGGAGCUGCCGUUUACGCUGGUCUCGGGCGUGACGAUCGAAGACUCUGGGAUCCGGUUCGCGAACAAGGCGGGGCGGGAGCACGACAAGUUCAUACGCAUAGCGGAGAAAUCCUCUCAGGCGUGGUUCUUCGGGCAGAUCGCGUCGGUGGUCAAGGCAUUCAACACGCGGAGAAGGAUGGACUCGUGAGGACGAGCGGGCACUACUACGGACAGGGACGCGAUAAUGGUAUGCAGGGUAUGCACAGGACAGAACGAUCGAACGGUGGUAUAUGUAGAGAAUACGGAAUAUACAGUCGUGGCCAAUCUGGAAAGCGCCGGGCGGCCGAGCUCUAAGGGCGCGAGCCAC
Molecule: messenger RNA, 9405 nt
Organism: Heterobasidion irregulare TC 32-1
Lineage: Eukaryota; Fungi; Basidiomycota; Agaricomycetes; Russulales; Bondarzewiaceae
Exons: 46
Coding region: 1-9246 (3081 amino acids)
Biological process (GO): protein targeting to vacuole; mitochondrion organization; protein retention in Golgi apparatus
Cellular component (GO): extrinsic component of membrane
Source: RefSeq, a predicted model, not a curated record